Messenger RNA from Pedinophyceae sp. YPF-701, 420 nucleotides. Lineage: Eukaryota; Viridiplantae; Chlorophyta; Pedinophyceae. The record is from the annotation of a GenBank genome assembly.
AUGUCUGGGACUGCAGAGGCUGAGGCCUUCAGCAAGGCGCACGAUGCGUUGAUGGCGGAUGUCGACAAGAAGCACUUGCGACCGAUGAUCAGGGAAGCUCUGAUGUGCCAGGUUCGCUGCUGCGACUCCGCCCAGGACUCGGCAGACUUCCAGCAGUGCUCUCAGAGGUGCCAGCAAAAGGUGGCCGCUGCCCAGCAGAUGGUGCAAGCGCAGAUGCAGGAGUUCCAGGGCAGGAUCCACCGCUGCAUGGAGCGCUGCCAGGACCAGGCGCGCGACGGUCUGUCCGCGGACCCGUCCGAGAAGGAGAUAUCGAGGGCGCAGGCGCAGGUGGGCAAGUGCGUGGGUGCGUGUGCCAAGGAGUACCAGGGCAAGCUGCCCAAGCUGGGCGCGGACAUCGCCGCGUCGCUCAAGAAGCUGUAG